GACAUUCAGUCUCGCCUCGGCACUCGAGGAGAUUGUAUUGCGUGUUACUGCACACACCGCUCCACUGUCAUAUCAGCCAGCGCGGAAGCUGAUUCGCCGCCGCCAUUCGCUCUACGAUCCACGACAAUCGAGCGGUCCACGUUCUCGUGGACGAGGCAAUCCAAUCCCGGGAGGAUCGGCCAGGGGAAGAAGAGCGCGCGCGAGACCGGCCAGGGCCAGGUCGUUCACCUGAUUAAACGCGACCCGCCACCCGAGAGAGCCUUACCCUUACGCAAGACUCUCGACGCGCGCGGACAACUCGCGGAGGAGCCGCGGGGUAACAACAGUGCAGCAGUGCUGCUGAGGCUGGCGGAAUCGCGAGCGAGCGAGCGAGCGCCAGCAGAGGAGGAAGAAAGUUCCCCCGAGCGAGGGAAGUGAUUUUCCGUCAGUCCGAGAGCAGCUCGGGAAAGUUGGCGCGGUGUCGCGAACGCGAGCCGCCAGGAGCCGCGACUGACACGUGCGAUCGAGCGGACGGCCCGUCGUCGACACGAUCGAACUCCCCCGUGCGUUUCAUAGGGAUGCGCCACCGCACCACCACCGAGUAAGGUGGCCGCGCGGAGCGCGACCCUCCACGGCUUCCCAGCCGGGUGUCCACCCGGAAGUGUCCCAUGUGACCGCUGCACCGUGGUGCAUCGCGUGAUAUCGACUUUACUAUGAACAAUCUGCUGCGACUGAUACUAUGAGAGGAUGAGCUGCUCGGUGAAGAUCUCUUGCGGCAAGAGCUGGGCCGGCUCACAGCGCAGGAUCAACUCGUUGGCGGAGGAGACGACGACGACGACGACGACAACGACAACGACGACAACGACGACGACGUGUCCUUCGAAUGCCGUUGCCAAUUGCUGCGCCAGCCUGCAGGCCAACCAGCCGACAACGAGCACGGCAUCGACCCCGAGCUCGACGACUACCACCGCGACGAACACCAUCACCACUACCACCACGACCACCAGCACCGUAGCCUUCAACAACCCUGCGAUCGCCAUCGUCUCCGCCGCCGCCGCCGCCGCCACCGCUACGAGUAUCAACGUCUCUGCGGCUAGCGGUAAUCAGAGGGUCGUGCCACCACGCCCCGUCAAGUCGAUCGCCGCGAAGAAAGGGGAGGACACGACCAAGUUGCUGAAGUACAUCGACGAUAACGUCAUCGGCAAGAACGGCACGUUCUUCGGGCCAUUCGGCCGCAGGAAAGUGGUUUACUGCGACUACACCGCCUCGGGAAGGUCACUGCAGUUCCUUGAGGAUUACAUCGCGAAGGAGGUGCUGCCAUGUUUGGGCGACACUUGGGCCUCCACGUCCAUCUGCAGUCUGCAGUCCUCUCUCUUUAGGCACGAAGCCAGAGACAUCGUCAGACACGCGGUCGGAGCCGGCGAGCAGGAUGCGGUGUUGUUCGCAGGUCAAGGCACCGCCGCUGCCCUUCGCACACUUUUACGACAUCUCGAUCUCGCGAAAUCCACCGUGGUCUUCGUGGGCCCGUUCGAGCAUCACGCCAACCUGAGGCCUUGGCGCGAGCUCGAUGUCAAGAUCGUGAGGAUCUCCGAGACGCGCGAGGGCUUCUUAGAUCUGAACGAUCUCGAACGGGGACUCGCCAGAAUGCGGAGCGAGGGCGUUGCGCAAAUGAUCGGAUGCUUCAGCGCUGCCAGUUGCAUAACGGGGGUUUUGGCAGAUGACGUCGCUACGACCCUCCUGUUGCACCAAUACGGCGCGCUCAGCGUGUGGGAUUACACCACCGCAGCCCCUUACGUCCAGAUCGACAUGAACCCUCACCUGCCCGGGGUCGGCGAGACCGCCGUGCACAAGGACGCGAUCAUCUUCGCGGGCCACAAAUUUAUCGGCGGCGUGCAGUCGCCCGGUGUACUCGUGACCAAGCGCUGGCUCCUGCGGGAGGACGUCGAGGCCGAGGACAUGCGGGAUUCCCACCGCUACCAUCGGGAUCCCGAGCUGCGGGAGGAGAGCGGCACCGGCGGCGUCGUGGAGAGCAUCCGAUGCGGACUGGCGGUGCAGCUGAAGGAGAACGUCACGCCGAGAGCGAUCGUCGCGCGGCAGGAUAAGAUUUCCAGGCAAGUUUUGGCCCAUGUGCGGACAAUCCCGGAGCUGAUCCUGCUCGGCAGUUCGUCGCAGAACGUCAAGCGCCUGCCGAUCUUCUCGUUCAUGGUGCGCCAUCCCCGCGGCACGUUCCUCCACCACAACUUUGUCUGCGCCGUCUUGAACGACGUGUUCGGCAUUCAGGCGCGAGGAGGAUGCGCUUGUACCGGUCGUUACGCCCAUGACCUCAUGGGAAUCGACCGGGAACUCGCCAAGGAGUACGAGGAUAUCCUCUUGGAAGGGCAACGCACGAGCGCAGACGAGACCACCGCGGAGGGCCUCAGGCCGGGCUUCGCCCGGCUGUCCUUCCCGUACUUCAUGAGCGAGGCCGAGGUCGCCUUCGUCCUGGAGGCGCUCAAAAUGGUGGCCACCGAGGGUUGGAAGCUGCUGCCGCAGUACGUGCUGAACCCGGACACCGGCGAAUGGCGGCACCACACCAACAGCGUCUUCAAGGAACGCAAGUGGCUCGGCUCGAUCAGGUACACGGACGGCAGGAUGAACGCCUCGGAGAGGCGCGCCUCCGGCUCCGGGGUCUUCCCGCAGAACUACGGCGACUGCCUGCAAACCGCGCGCAACAUCUUCAACCGCGCCCGGAAAAUGGCGCAGCGUUACCCCCUGCAGAUCGACAAGAGCUUCAACUUCGUGUGCGAGCGUAUGGAGGCGCUGCGCUGGUUCAUGCUGCCGAGCGAAGCGCAGGAUCUCUUGCUGGGCAACUCGCAGAACGUCAAGCAGGACGUGCCGUUCAACCCGCUGCUGGCUUGGAACAGGUACAGCUACCCGCCGGCCGGCACCUGCCACGACAGCCUGGUGAACUGCUUGGCCAACGGCAUCCGGCGACUGAACAGCGACAUCCCGCGAACCGGUAACCUGCCGGUCUCGUCGGCCUCGCCCAGGCAUCGGAGUCUACCGGCGUUGAGUACCGCCAGACGCACCGCUCUGAUCUCGCGAUCCGCGGCGAAACCGAGUCAGCCGACGUCGUCGUCGAGCAACAGCGAGGAGGAGAGCUCGAGUCAGAACGACCGUGGUAACCUGUCCGGCGGGCAUCGAUCGCCCGCCACGUGUCCGAACUCGCCGAUGCCGGUGAGGUUUGCGGUGGGCGAGGCCGUGACCACCUCGAUGCUGGGUUCGAUAUCCCGCGCGACCGUCCGACCGACGAAGGAGCAGAGGGAACUGAUGGACGCGACGAACGCGGCGGGUCGCGCGAGGUGCAAUUCUCUCGGAAGCACCACCGACGGCUGCAACGUGCCGGGAAAUCGAGCCGGUACCGCGUCCGCCUCUUCGCCGAUCCCGCCGUUACCUCUGAGCCCGCAGACCUUGACCAGCCUGGGCCUGAGCACGACCAGCGGCUCGUCGUCGAAGCACAAGCGUCUGCACUGUAGCUGCAGCAGCCAGACGGAGCUGAAUUCGUUGGAACUAGACUCCGCCGCUAGCCCGAGUCACUCGAUCUCUUCCUUGAACUGUCACAAUCCGGCGUCACCGCCGUCCUCCUACUCGUCGGCCAGCGAUUACACCGAGCGACUGGUGGGCGGUGGCAGAUCGUCGCCCAUCUCGACGUGCGCCGGCCAAAGAUCCGAGGACGAUCUCAGCGCGUACGUGAAGGAGGUGACGAAGGAAUUGGCCACGGAGAUCAAGUCGGAGAUACGCGAGGUCAUCUCCAAGGUGGACGACGCUCUGUCGGAGACGAACACGUCCGAGAGCACGCCGCAGCAUCAUUCGCGAGCGCACAGCAUGAUCAAUCAGACAUACGUGGAAGACAAGCAGACGAGGCACGAUUCCUUCACAGCCAGCGACAUCGCCGAGUACCUGAUGGAAUUCUCCAAGGAGAUGGCCAGCGAAGUGAAAUCCGAAAUAAGGUGCAUGGUGAACGCGGUUGACGGGCUUCACAGGUACUCACCGGACGCCUCCACGUCGGAUGUCUCGUCGAACGGAUGCGGCUCACCAGAUCGGGGGAGAAUCGUGCUUCCCUCGUCGGCGUCGCCGCGUUUCUCGAGCGCGAGGAAGAGCGGCCCGAUCGAGAUCACCAGCAAGGUCGGCGAGCUGUCACAGCAGGAGAGCAAGAUGUCGAGCGAGUGCUCGUCGGACGAGACGGUGAUCUACGUGAUGAAACCGUCCGAAAGCGAGCAAGUGGUUCGCGGACGCUCCAAAGCCGAGGACGAGGAGGUGGAGAAUGACGUGGACGAUUACGUGGACGACGACUCGCAGGAGGGACGCGGUGGUUUGGAUAUCGGCGAUGCUCGCAAGGUCCUACCGAAGAUCUACUCGGCCGUAAACUCGGUCAGCUCUCAAGACAGCGGCAUCAACCUGUCAUUCCACGAGAGCGACAAGUCGAUCGACUCGUUGGAUCUGAAACGAAGCAGCAGCGCCGAGUCCAACUCCACCAACAGCUACGGACGGAAACCACGGCCGACGACGAUGACGAGCCUGUCGAGCAAGAACAGCGGCGGCAAACAGCAGCACGCGCGUCAGAACGAAAACCUGUCGGAGGACGAGGAGUGCACGGGUGAUGAUUUGAGGGAAGAAGAGGGCGACGGCCAAGAGAACAAGUCCGAAGACGGCGAUUCUAGGCUCGAGUUCCCGCGGACGCAGUGGCACUGCCCGCCGAAGAAUAUCUGGAAGCCGUCGGUGGAGGCUAUGCAGGAAUUCGACAUGAUCCGCGACAACGACAGGGUGCUGGUCUGCCUGUCGGCGAACGGCAAGGACUCGCUCUCCCUGCUGCACACUCUGCACCAAUACCGAUUCUACGCCAGGUCCAAGGGAAUCGACUUCGAGAUCAGCGCGGCGACAGUCGACGCGGGCGGUGCCGAUCCGUUGGAGCUGAUGAGCUACCUGAAGACCUUGGAAGUGCCGUACUUCUACGAGGAGCAAGUGACGGACUCGAGCGGUGCCAACGUCGACGAUAAUCUGUUGGACGCCAGCAUCGCCAGCGGAGCAUGCAGCUUCUGCGACCGGUCGGUCAGGACGCAACUGUACUCCUUGGCGAAGCGGAACGGCUACAACGUGCUGGCUCUAGGCCAGCACUUGGACGACCUCGCGGAGAGUUUCCUCAUCUCCGUGUUCCACGGUGGCAUGCUAAAGACCAUGAAGGCGCACUACUACAUACGUCGCGAGGAUCUCAGAGUUAUCAGACCCUUCAUCUACGUGCGGGAGAAGGCAUUGAAGCAAUUCACCGAGAGCAAGAAACUCAGGAUCUCGCAGGGCUCGCAGUCGCCGCGUCCAUCCGAGAAGCAGAAUCGACGGAAGGAGCUGAUGCUGCAACAGGAACGCGCCUAUCCUCGGCUGCACUGGUCCGUACGUACUGCUCUGCGUCCUCUGAUCACCGCGCACGGCCAGAUCACCGCCUUCGACUUCGGCAACGGCAACAACAUCGUCAAUAGUCCGAGCAGCACCAGCAGCAGCAUCAGCAGCAUCUGCAGCAGCACCAGCAGCGGCGGCGGCGGCGGCGGCGGCGGCGGCGGCGGCGGUAAUGGCAACGCUGGUAACACCGUCAGCGGCAAUCAGCAGAAGCGACAUCGGAGGACCAAGGCGAACUCGCUCGCGACCACCUCGUCGUCGUCGCAACAAACCGACGAGAACAACGAGACGGACGAGGAGCCCGUGCUCUGAGGAGGGCCCACCGCGAGAUGGGGCCCCGAUCGUCCCGCGGUCCCAUCCUCGCGUCUCCGUCGCAGAUGCCCGACGUCGACGUUCGCCCUCGUGAGGAGGAGACGGCUGCGCUUCGCGGCCGCCGUCACCGCCGCUAAAACCAACGAUCAGCAACGAUCGCGCGCCGAGCACGGCAAUUGAACGGCGAAUCGCCCGAGGCGCGACUUCGCCGAGGGACUUGUCUCUCUCGUGUCUCUUUCUCUUUUCUUCACACACACACACACACACCUCGCUGAGACUCGGACUCGGACGAUUUCAGGACACUCGUCACACUGAGCACCCGCAUGCCGAGCGCACAGUACUCACGUGGAAUCGCUUGCGUUUCUGAAAGUUACUCGUGUGUGCACCUCUUUGUAACUUGUCGCGCGACACCCUCUCGCGCUGUUCUCGCGAGUCUGCGGGAAGACUGGAGGCUGGAUUUCCCGGAAAUCCCAGUGCACGGAAGCGCACCGAAGCGACGUGCGGAACGGACGCCGCCGCGACUCUCCGAAGGAUUGAACGCGGUCGGUGGCGACUCCGUGUUCGUCGCGGCUGGCCGAGAAGAGACGGGAAAAGACUAUCGACGCGAGUUAACGAUGAUCUCGAAUGGAAGAAAAGUCGCUUUCUCUCUCUUUCUCUCCUUCUGUGUGUAAUUUUACCGACGUUGCUAUGCAAAAGACAAUAGACGUGGUGCUGCUCGCUUCUCGAGUGAUGAUAAUUUCAGGACAAUGUAAGCAUAAGGUUUUUGUGUUUACGGCACGAAGUAUCGGUUUACGGCCGAGCGUAUCGGCAGCUGCGAACAGCUCGCGAUUGCGACUGCUGCUGCACGCCGGAAGGACACAAUGCACCGUAUCGAUCGACGAGCCGAACAAGACGGCGCGUCCUGCCUCGCAUUGUCACGUCGAUCACGCGCUGCGACACGUGCCGCGAUUGAGACGCGACAACGCGUAUGCGAUUAAAGGUCGCGAUAACGCUUCACAGACGCGAUAAGCGAUAGCUGCUUAAUACCGAAAACAUACACAGAUUAUGUGUUACGUAUACUCUAUGAGAGAGAGAACAAACACACACACACACACACACACACACACCCGCAGUCCGGAGAGCGCGAGCGGAGCGAAGGAUGUCGACCAAGUCAAAACCUCGACCGCUCGGCCGACGAGAGGUCGAGCCGCGGCGACACGUCGUCGAGUAUACCUUUUUUACGCAUAUACAUAUUUUUUAUUUGAUAAUAAUAACUUUAAUGAUUAAGGCCGUUGAAUCGCGUCGAAUCGCCGGGCAGACGCGAGUUUUCUAAAGCGAUCAACCGCAGCUCGACGCCGAUCCUUUUUCAACCGACGGUGUUACCGACGUCGUUCCAGGUCGCCUCUUCGGCGACGGCCCGACUCGACGACGGGCGUGUUUUCUCGCGGUCAGGAAAACGCGUCCUUCGGACGGUCCGUCACGACGAGGCGAGCUGGAGACUCGAGAAUUCGCCGGCUUCGGUGGCUCGGGAGGCACGCUAAUGUCUGGCGUCGAGUGCAUCCAAGUGCAACGGCGCGACGUCGUCCGUCGAUGAGCCCGGUCGUGGGCGCUUCGUCCCGACGACGCGAGAGGACCAUCAUAGAGGGGUGACGAAGGUUUUGACGAGCGUCGCAUCCGCGCUGCGUGAACUCCGCGCUGCGUGAACCCUCGAGACGAGGGUACACGACGCGUCAAAGGAGUCGAGGCAUACACCGGACACACACGCUUCUCGCGCGAAUAAAGCGCGCCGUCGGAGACCGUCUGUUCUCUUCCCUGUUCUGAGUCUCCUCCCAGGCGAGAGAAUCGCGAAAGAGGAAUAAAGAAGCGGAAAGGAGGAGGAAAUUCGUGACUCCGUGAAAUUAGACGAUGUUCGAGGAAUUGCCGGUUUAUCGGUGUGAUAAACACGAGAGGAGCUUGCGUCACACUGAGAAGAAAGCUCAGUGCAUAUUUUAUUGGGAAAAGCGAGCCCAGCGUCGCGUGUCGAGUCGGGCGAAUAUUCGAGCGGUGGUCUCCGAUGUGGCAAGUUUCAGAACGCGCUGAAACGAAGGCUGCUUCCUCUCGACUGGCGUCGUCGCCAGACAACAAUGCGAUGACGAGUGCGAAACUGCGUGUUGUUCCCUCCGUGUUCACUCCGUGACGUCGCUCGCGAUGCGGUUUGAUUCGCGCGACGAUGCUAGGAACUAACGAUGAGGACGAGGACGAGGACGAGUCGCAUUGCAGACGAGACGGAGACUGGGUCGCAUUGGCGGUCUAAACUAAAGCGCAUAAUAGCGCGAUAGCUCGUCGCUUGACGCAUAACUGGGUCGAUCGGGCGCGCGCAGAUCGACUCGGCUGACACAUGGAAUUCUCGCUUGGGAAGGAAGGAAGAUUGAACUAAAUUUUGCAUCCACUUGGAGAUCGUACCGAGAGUUUACCCUGUGACGUAUCGACGACGUCUCCGAGCCGAGCCCGAUUGCGUCGGUUGCGACUCCGACGGUUGAAACUGCUCUCGAGUGAGGAAUCCGCGAUCCUCUUCUAAAUCGUAGCUCCGCCUCCGGCGUCCAACGACAGCGGAAACAAAUUAGAUCGAUACGGAUCAUCAUUAGUCGGUAUCGAUGCAACGCGUAAUGCUAUAACAGAGAGACCGAGAGAGAGAGAGAGAGAGAGAGAGACCGAGAGAGAGGGAGGGAAGGGGAGGAUUUUAUGAGGAUUAUAUCGUAAGAACCUACUUAACAAAACGUCGACAGAUAACGUACAACGGUGGACGGGGAGGGAACGCGGAACAAUUGGACUAUGUAAACGUCAGUCGAGAGAACGAGUCGGAUGACGUAAGGAGACUUGCGAGAGGACGAGGCGUUCCAAACGAGGCAAGAGAGGAAACCAAUAGCCGAGAAUUCGCAAAGGAAGGGAAUGAUAGAGAAGAAAAAAGAAAAAAAAGAAAAAGAGAAAAGAAAAUUAAUCCGUGAGCCGCGACAGGCACGGAUCGUUAUGUCGAUUACGAUGAUACUUAAUAGCAGUGGUCUUAUGUUGUUCACCUCUUCUCUCAUGUUCGGCUGUUGUACGCUCGCUAAUCGUUAGGAUUUAAGUAACGUUAAGACUUGUACGUAGAUCGCAUGUGGGAAAGAAGAAGAAAAACAAUACGUACGCAACGUAGACGAUGAUCUUACUGAUAAGGAGAUACGCGCGUAUACCGUUCGUAUCGUACUGAGUUUUUUAACAAGUGUUCGUUCGUUCGUUCAUUCGUUCGUUCGUUCGCUCGUCCGUUCGUUCGUUCGUUCGUUCGUUCGUUCGUUCAUCGUUAACCGAGCGCGCAAGGAAGCUGGAAUUAACAACCAAAUGAUAAGCGAGGAGUAAGUCUUGAUCUAUACGAAUCUUUGCGAAUAGAUAUUAUCAUAUUUUCCGAGAGUUGCGAAAGGGACAUUGUUACUGUAAAGAUAUGUAAGUUUAUUUAUCGCUAAUAAAAAUGAACGUUUAAGAAAAAAAGGUAAAAAGUA
Harpegnathos saltator (Jerdon's jumping ant) is the source of this 9209-nucleotide messenger RNA. RefSeq lists its product as uncharacterized. The record is from RefSeq and is a predicted model, not a curated record. Lineage: Eukaryota; Metazoa; Arthropoda; Insecta; Hymenoptera; Formicidae. The transcript has 9 exons. The coding region runs from base 727 to 5718 and encodes 1663 amino acids.